AUAAAACCUCACCGCCUCAGAGCUCCGUAAUACUCUCACGCUCACUAGCUUUAACUUGGAUUUUCUUCCAGAGAAAAAGAGGAAGAACCUGAAAAAAAUAAAAAAAUAAAAAAGAAAAAAAGAAAUAAAGCUCUGCAACCAUGUUAGUCUAUCAGGAUUUGCUUACAGGCGAUGAGCUCCUUUCUGACUCCUUUCCCUACAAGGAAAUUGAGAAUGGGAUGCUGUGGGAGGUGGAAGGAAAAUGGGUUGUUCAAGGAGCAGUGAAUGUAGACAUUGGGGCCAAUCCAUCAGCGGAAGGUGGAGAUGAAGAUGAAGGAGUUGAUGAUCAGGCCGUCAAGGUUGUUGAUAUCGUCGACACUUUUAGGCUUCAGGAGCAACCUGCUUUUGACAAGAAGCAGUUUGUUACAUACAUGAAGAGGUACAUCAAGUUGCUGACACCGAAACUUGAACCAGAGAAGCAAGACUUGUUCAAGAAGCACAUUGAAGGAGCUACCAAGUUCCUGCUUUCAAAGCUGAGCGACCUCCAAUUUUUUGUUGGGGAGAGCAUGCAUGAUGAUGGGAGUGUAGUGUUUGCAUACUACAAGGAAGGUGCUACUGAUCCCACUUUCAUUUACUUGGCGUACGGCUUGAAGGAAGUUAAAUGUUAAAAAUGGAAGUUACUCUCAGUUUCUGGAUGCUAUAACUUCAUGUAGAUUUGACUACUAUAAUGUAUAUUUCUUUUUAUUCCUUUUGUUAAUUUUGAAGGGAAGCAAUGGGUAUGGUUGCUUAAAUAAUAUUUAGUUACUAUCAAAUGUUUGACUGGUGAUAAUAUUUAGUUACUAUCAUGUGUUUGAUUGGUGAUAAUUAACAAGAGUAUUUUAUAUGCAUAUGGCGGUAGAGGAAUAAUACUGUGUUUUUGCCAAA
Messenger RNA from Ziziphus jujuba (common jujube), 903 nucleotides. Its product is annotated as translationally-controlled tumor protein homolog. Gene Ontology annotation, molecular function: calcium ion binding. The record is from RefSeq and is a predicted model, not a curated record. The transcript is spliced from 5 exons. NCBI's taxonomy places the organism in Eukaryota, Viridiplantae, Streptophyta, Magnoliopsida, Rosales, Rhamnaceae. Gene Ontology annotation, cellular component: cytoplasm. Bases 141 to 647 code for a protein of 168 amino acids.